UCGGCUCAUCUCCCAAACCCCGACCAGACAAAAAGUAACAACAGCAACCAGCGCGCAUGGGUCGCCGUCCAUCCCUCGGCCUCGCCCCCGCCGCCGCGGCGGCCGCGGCUGUCCUGCUGCUCAUCGCGGCCGCGGCGCCGGCCGCCAGGGCGCAGGAGGAGACGGAGGACGAGCACGAGUUCAGCUACGAUCCCCGCGACGCGCACGGGCCGGCGCGCUGGGGCGCGAUCAAGGCGGAGUGGGCCAACUGCAGCGCGGGGCGGAUGCAGUCGCCCAUCGACCUCUCCCACGAGCGCGUCACGCUGGCGCGCGCCCUCGGCUACCUCGACCACGCCUACCGCGCCGCCGCGGCCUCCAUCGUCAACCGCGGCCACGACAUCAUGGUGCGGUUCCGGGGCGACGCCGGGAGCCUCGUGAUCAACGGCACGGCGUACCGCCUGCGGCAGCUGCACUGGCACACGCCCACGGAGCACACCGUCGGCGGCCGACGCUACGACAUGGAGCUGCACCUCGUGCACGAGAGCGCCGCGGGUAAGGCGGCGGUGGUCGGCGUCCUGUACGAGGUCGGCGCCGCCCCCGACCCGUUCCUGCGCGCGAUGGAGCCCGCCGUCCGCCGGAUCGCCGACCGCCGGGACAGGGAGGAGGACGUCGGCGUCGUCGACCCGCGCCGCGCGCGCGGCCGCGCCAGCGUCUACUACCGCUACAUGGGCUCCCUCACCACGCCGCCCUGCACCGAGGGGGUCAUCUGGACCGUCGUCAAGAGGGUUCGCACCGUGUCCAAGUACCAGCUGGAGCUGCUCAGGGAAGCCGUGCACGACGACAUGGAGAAGAACGCGAGGCCGCUGCAGGAGGUGCACGACCGGGACAUCAGCAUCUUCCGUCCAAAGCCCCACAAGCACUACUAGCUAGCUAGGUCCAGCAGCUUACUGUCAGUGAUGCAUGAGCUGACGUGGACACCCCGGUUGUUUCAGAAUUCAGAGCUAGAGAAUAAUAUACAUACAUACAUACGGGUGGCAUUCGAUUCGUUGGAGAUGGUUCGGUCUGGUCCUCCGGAAGAGAUGUAGAUGACGGGUAUCUUUUUUUUUGGUUUUUAGUAAUUCUUUGUACCUCUGUUAUGUGACUAAAUAAAGCAUCACUUCAUGCCCA
Messenger RNA from Panicum virgatum (switchgrass), 1146 nucleotides. RefSeq names its product alpha carbonic anhydrase 7-like. The record is from RefSeq and is a predicted model, not a curated record. The transcript is spliced from 3 exons. Gene Ontology annotation, molecular function: carbonate dehydratase activity; zinc ion binding. Bases 57 to 905 code for a protein of 282 amino acids. Lineage: Eukaryota; Viridiplantae; Streptophyta; Magnoliopsida; Poales; Poaceae.